Molecule: messenger RNA, 3908 nt
Organism: Labrus bergylta (ballan wrasse)
Lineage: Eukaryota; Metazoa; Chordata; Actinopteri; Labriformes; Labridae
Source: RefSeq, a predicted model, not a curated record
AUGGUACGCUACGUCACAGCUCUGCUCGCGCUGCGUCAAGUCAGCGAGAGCAAGUCAUUUUUCCCUGACCAAAAAAGCGUUUUGGUAGCUGCUUCAACCACCGUGCCGCAUCAGCCGGGAGAGAAAAACAUCCAUCCACGACGACGAGGAGGCAGGGUGCGAAUACAGCAACGCCCAUUCAGACAUCUACUGUCUCUACACGACUGCAUCAGUGGCCUUAACCUCCCCACAUCUCUCUCCGUGGUCCUCCUCCGCGUCACCCCUCCUCUUCCUGCGAGCGCCUGGCUCUUCAUUCUCCUCGCCGCCUCUUGCCAUCGCGUCCAGCUGUGGCCCUCGCAGGGCGCGCUCGCUGGCUCUCACCUGCCAGGUCCCUGGCCUCAGGACGACAGCCAGCACCAACACGUUCCCUACAUGAGGGACAAAGCCACGCAGACCCCCAGGGCCUGGGCAGAUGAGAGGAGGAGGGGCUCUCACAAACGCUCGGCCUCCUGUGGGAGCACCGACCAGCUCAAGGAGAUUGCCAAAUUGCGUCAGCAGCUUCAACGCAGCAAACGCAGCAGCCGCCAUCGGAGGGAUAAAGACCGCAAGUCCCCGUUCAAUGGCAGCCACACCAUCAUCCAGUCGCAGUCACCUAUGCCCAAGACCAUCCUGAUACCCAUUCCUAUCUCCAAGUCAUCCGCCCCUCGCUUCCGAAACAGCGUGGAGGGCCUGAACCAGGAGAUCGAACGCAUCACCAUCCAAGACACUCCUGAAAAGGAAGAGAUCAUAGUUCCACAGGAUGUCCCAGAUGGGCACCGUGCACCCCCACCCGUCCCCCCGCAGCGCAGCAGCAGUACCCGCAGCAUUGACACGCAGACCCCCUCCGGAGGCGGCCUGAGCGGUAACCACAGCAACUGCAGCAGCCGUCCCGACUCCAUCUCGCCCUCCUACCUCACCGUCCUCAACGACAUGAGUGGAGGCAGCCCCUACGAGGACAAAGAGCUGGGCCCUUACUCCCCUCUGCCAAAAUACGCCGCCUCUCCCCGACCCAACAACAGCUACAUGUUCAAGAGGGAACCUCCAGAGGGCUGUGAGAAGGUCAAAGUGUUCGAGGAGUCCAUUCCCAAGCCUCUACAGGAGAUCCCUCCCUUCCUGUGUCCCGACCGCAACAAGGUCAACUUCAUCCCAAACAGCGGCUCUGCCUUCUGCCUCGUCAGCAUCCUCAAGCCCUUACUCCCCGCCCCGGACCUCAACUUCCGCUCCGGGGUGGGCCUACGAAGCCUGUCCCCUUCCCUCGUGCCUCUGUCCACCCAGCCCUGCCUCCUGGAGGAGCCCGAGAGCUUCUGAUGCCCCCCCCCCUCACCCCCCCUUCAAAAUCUCCCCCUUCAAAAUCAGAAAACACUGGAAACAACCCUUCUGCUCCAAAACAAAUGCCUUCAGCAUGCCAGCUAAGCUCUCUCUGAUGUCUUUCUCUUGUUGAAAAAGCGCUUCCCACUGCCUCUCCUCCUCAGACGACUACAACGUGAGAGUCCUGCAGCGCCGCACGGGUGUUUGCAGCUAACAUUUCAUCGCUUUCUUCUACCUUUAGUGCUGGUUAUGUUCCUGUUUUUUAGGAGGAAAAGGGCGAAAAAAAAGGACAGACUCUUUAUUUCAUCGUAUUAUACCAUGGCGCCUUUCCACGGACAUAUCUCUUUUUCUAUCUGUAGUUAUUUCUCUUGAUAUAAAAUAUGCCUUCCAUUAAGAAAAAAAAAGGCCGCUGGGUUUUUUUGGCGACCAAGAGUUUGACCAUGGAAGCUAAUAUUGGUGCUGCCAGAUUUAUCGUAGCAAAACUUGAACGGUCGUGACAAGGAGAAGUAAAAAAAAAAAAAAAAAAAAAAAAUGUGCCUGAUAUUUUAGACCGAUCAGUUUCGCUAAACCGGCGUAAUGCUUGGAUCAUGUUUGUUUCUUUAGCAUGACUCACAUGAUUUCUGCACUACGGCGGCCUUAGAUACUCACAGAAAGGCAGGGACCUAUUAAGACCACCUGUGAACUAAAUCCAGACAUCUGUUUUGUACUUUCUCAGAAAUUUGGGAGUCAAAUUUGACUGUAAUCUGGUACAAAGUGAUGAUGCCUUUUUACACCAAAUGGUAGCAGUGAAUCAGUCCCCUGCCAGUCAGUGUGCAUCUAUGGGAAACACAGGCCAGGGCUAUGAUGUGUGCAGCGUUUUCAACCCGUGUCUGCCGGCCCCUUCUUUACCAAGCGCCAACCUUUUUUAGCUCAAAAUGUCCCUUUUUUUACACCACCUCUAUCGCACCCUCCCUACCUUCUGUUUUUCCAGCUCUUUCUCUCCUGUUUUUCUCCCUCACUGUCACUGUAAUGAUCAUUCCCUUCUGUCUUGCUCAGUGUUGUUGUAAGAUGUGUCCAGAGAGGCCUUGUCCUCACAGGACAGGCUCCUUCUGGCUUGCAGGGCCCUGAGCAUGGAGAGGUUGUUGAAUCCAAAUACUACACUGUCAAAGAACAAGGGUAGAUCUGGGGCUAAACAUCAGAUCUUAGCUACCUACUCCUUUCAUUGCUAAGAUGUGCAUCUCCUGCCCUGAAUUUUAGGUAUAAAAUCAGAGCAUUAUCUUUAAAGUGAUGCAUUUCCUCUUGUUUUAAAGCCGCAACGUUGCAGUUUUGAUUCACCUCUGUGGAUCUGACCAACCUAACCUCCAGACAAAACAUGCAGUUUAUAGCAACGCCCAAAUGUUUCUCACAGGAGCUUUAACUUGGAUUGGUGCACAGAGGUACAUGAUAGUACUUUUUCCCAAACCAAGCCUCACAAAUCUCACAUGUGGAACCCUGAAUUGUGUUAUUUAUUUCUCUCAAUUUAUAGUGGGAAGCUAAAUGAGAAAAUCAGGGCCUUUAAAAGGAUUGCAUUUUUGUUUUGAGUAAUUUGACAGUUUAGUUCUCCCAAAAGAAAAUGCAGAAUCCUUUUUUUACCUUUGCCUAAAAAUGUUUUGAAUUGAAAAUGUCUGAAAGGAAACAUGUUUGACUCACACAUAUGAUAAGCAGUAGUCUGAUCCCUCUCAGUGUAGUAUGUUGCUUACCUUCCUCUCCAUGCCUCGACCCAUCCUCCUGUAUAUGUCACUACUACUUGACUGUGCCUGCUACGGUGGGAUAGGAAUGUACUGGAUCUGUAAAUAUAGAGGCACACUGUGUUUGUAUUAUCGGCUGACAAAGAUAUGUAUCUGAAUGAGUUAACAAUUGUACCAUAUGGCUCCUACUCCUCCUCCUCCUAUUCCUGCUUUCUCUCCGCUGAGUACUGUGAAUUACAUGUCUCAUUAUUGUGAAUAAUGUAUUUAUUUAUCAGGAGUGUAAUUUGGUGUGCAGAGAAUUUUAAUCCAGAAUAGAUUACAUCGUCCAUCUCAGGUUGUAGUGAAUAGGAUACAAAGAGAAAAGAUAUACUUACUUCUCAGCGCACACUAACAAGUCUACACUACUUCAAAGAGAGCAAACCAACAGCUGCUAUCUAUGUAGCCUCCUCACACAAAGGAACAUGUGACUGACGUUAACCUGUAGCAGAGUAAAAGUAGAGAGAAGUGUGGAUGUUAUUUAUCCAGUGACCUGAUUUGGCAUGUUUCUAAAAACUAUCUGUUUUAAAAAUGGGAUAUCCACUUGCUGAAAAACAAUCACACACACAGAGCGACAUGUUCUUCUUUGUCGUUUUUAGAUGUCUGUUUACAAGAAGAAAAAAUAGUUUCAGAGUAGAUUCAUACAUGUGAGAGAAUACAGAUUUAUUUCAGAUACCAGUUGUUUUUUGUUCAAAGUGGAUGAUUAAAGCAUUUUGGAAUGAGGCUCAAAACAAGACAACACAAAUGUUCUUUGUUUGCUUGUCCAGUUUAUUGGAAACAGAACUGCCGAGUUUUCAUCUGUUAAACCCCUCGAGUGAAAUAAAAAGGCAUAGUUGAAUU